AUGCCGGAAACCAUCGCAACCACCGACACCGACCCCAAAAUAGGCACCUUGAAUGGAGGAAGUGGAGGAGGAGAGGAGGAUGUCAAACCAAAUGUAGACAAUGCAUCACCGUCGCAGAGUGUGAAUAAUUCGGGCAAAGGCCAGGCGCAUGCGUCGCCGAAGAAGAGACGCAAAGUCAAUCAUGCGUGUGUGUAUUGUAGACGUUCGCAUAUGACAUGCGAUUCGGAACGGCCAUGCACUCGAUGCAUCAAACGCAACAUCGGCCAUUUGUGCCAUGACGAGCCGCGCGAGCCCACUAAGAAGAACAACCGCAGCGACCAUGAAGACAGCGCAGUCAUCGGAAAUGAAUUCACAAACUCGCACAAUCUGGCCGACGCGGGAAACCAACCCAUGCUAUCGGACUCGUCAUUGAGCAUUCGUCCGUCAACCAUCGACCCUUCGCAGGCCGUCCAAGGGAACAAUCAGCAGGUGUUUGGAUACAAUGCCGGCGGCUCAGGAGGCGGCGACUGGGCAAUGAACGGACAAAGCAAUGGGUAUCAGGACAUGCACACAUUUCAUCCGUCGUACAUGUUCAAUGCCCCUGAGGUCACUAACGAGUACAAUUUACUUGGCGAUUUCCUUAACAACAGUCUGUUGGACGACAACGGGAUGUAUGGCAAUGAAGAGCUUCAGGGAUUGUUCUCAGACUCUUCUCUGAUCAAUAUGAGCACGAAUAUCAAUCCCAAUGCGGCAUCAUUUGCUCAGCAACAGCAACAGCAACAACAGUUAGCACAACUGACGCCGCAGCAGGCAGCAAAUUCGCAAGCCAACGCAAUUCAACGGCCUGCUUCUUCCGCCGUCUCUACAGACAAGGCUCGCGAGAAUUAUUACAUGACCGCCGCAGAUCCAUCUGGUAUGGACCCUCCCGAAGAACGAAUGAACAAACUUCUCAAGGCCAAGUACGAAGCUGGAAUGCUGAGGCCAUUCAACUACGUCAAGGGCUAUGCGCGACUAAACCAGUACAUGGAAUCACACAUGCAGCCCUCUUUGCGCCACAAGAUCCUACGACAACUUGAUAAAUUCCGUCCCAAGUUUCGUGAACGAAUGCAUAGUCUGACCGAUAUUGAACUCGUUCUGUCUGAAAUGUGGUUUGAACGUAGUCUGAUGGAGUAUGAUCGAGUAUUUGCUAGUAUGGCGAUUCCGGCUUGUUGCUGGCGACGAACCGGCGAGAUUUUUCGUGGGAACAAAGAAAUGGCUGAGUUGAUUAAUGUGCCUAUUGAAAAUUUGAGAGAUGGCAAACUCGCUUUACAUCAAAUCAUCACAGAAGACCAACUCGUCAGUUACUGGGAGAAGUUCGGCGCCAUCGCAUUCGACGGCUCUCAGAAGGCGAUGCUUACCAGCUGUACGCUCAAGAGUCCCGAUGAUGACGACUCAACAAAAGGGAUACCAUGCUGCUUUUCGUUUACUAUUCGUCGCGAUCCAAAUGCCAUUCCUGCGCUCAUUGUGGGCAAUUUCCUGCCUUCUGAGAGGCGUCGUCAUCACUGA
Talaromyces marneffei is the source of this 1524-nucleotide messenger RNA. RefSeq lists its product as uncharacterized. Gene Ontology annotation, molecular function: RNA polymerase II transcription regulatory region sequence-specific DNA binding; zinc ion binding; DNA-binding transcription factor activity, RNA polymerase II-specific. NCBI's taxonomy places the organism in Eukaryota, Fungi, Ascomycota, Eurotiomycetes, Eurotiales, Trichocomaceae. Gene Ontology annotation, cellular component: nucleus. Bases 1 to 1524 code for a protein of 507 amino acids. The transcript is spliced from 8 exons. The record is from RefSeq and is a predicted model, not a curated record. Gene Ontology annotation, biological process: regulation of DNA-templated transcription.